UGGCUGAGUUGCUGUUGUUCCCAGUUGCUUCCACUUUGUUAAAAUACCACUAACAGUUGACCGUGGAAUAUUUAGUAGAAAGGGAGUUUCACAAAUGGAUUUAUUCUAUAGGUGGCAACCUAUCCCUGUACCAUGCUUGAAAUCACUGAGUUCCUGAGAGCGACCCAUUCUUUCACAAAUGUUUGCAGAAGCAGUCUGCAUGCCUGGGUGCUUGAUUUUAUACACCUGUGGCCAUGCAGGUGAUUGGAACACCUGAAUCCAAUGAUUUGGAGGGG
Molecule: messenger RNA, 275 nt
Organism: Staurois parvus
Lineage: Eukaryota; Metazoa; Chordata; Amphibia; Anura; Ranidae
Source: the annotation of a GenBank genome assembly